Messenger RNA from Cylindrotheca closterium, 1752 nucleotides. The record is from the annotation of a GenBank genome assembly. Lineage: Eukaryota; Bacillariophyta; Bacillariophyceae; Bacillariales; Bacillariaceae.
AUGUUUGCUUCCACAGUGGCAGGGGGAACGGAGCUUCCGUUCAGUCUGUUUGUGCUCACCUCCGAAACCCAUGAUCGGCCCAACCAAGAUACCACUCAUCUCCUCGUUCAUUCGUCCGUGAAGGAAGUCUUUCCCAAAGAGUUUGAAGGCAAGUCAAAGCUUCAGGAAAUCCUCAUUUCAGAAGGAGUUCAAUGCGUUGGAGACAAGGCAUUUAAGGACUGUACCAAGCUUGAACGAGUAUCACUGCCCUCUACAUUGGAACGUGUUGGUUAUCGGUCCUUCUAUUGGACUUCUCUCAUCACCGUCGAGCUGAAACAUGGAUUCCGAUCGAUUGGCUAUGCUGCCUUUGGAUACUGCCGAUUCUUGCGCAAGGUUCAAUUGCCUUUUACCCUCGAGAAGAUUGAGGAUUGGGCCUUUUCGAACUGCACCGCGUUGGUGGAUAUUUGUCUCCCCAAAGGACUGCAAAGUAUUGGUCGGCUGGCAUUUUAUGGCUGCACAGCUUUGACCAACAUUUCCAUCCCCUCCACUGUCGACACGAUUGGUGGAUGGUGCUUUCAGUCUUGCACCUCCUUGUCCAAGGUUCAGUUAGGGGCUUCUAUAAAGAUCCUCGAAGCUGGUACAUUUGCCCAGUGCCACGCGCUUUCCAAUCUAUCGGUGCCCAUGGGUGUCGAGGUGAUUGCAAAUGAUUGCUUUUGUGAAUGCAUCAUGUUGCUUUCCGUGGAACUACCAGAGGGAUUGACACAAAUUGACGCCAAGGCCUUUUUCGGAUGUCAAUCCUUGUGUGCCAUUGUGAUCCCCUCCAGCACCAUUAUUAUUGGUCAAAAGGCCUUUGGUGGUUGCACCAGCCUUUUGGGAGUGGAGCUUUGCGCGGACCAUAUCCAAUUUGGUGCUGAGGCAUUUGCCAACUGUCCAAGUCUUGUCAGCAUUGAACUGUCCUCUGCCAAGGACAUUCCAGACGAUCUAUUCUUUGGAUGCCCAAGACUGCAAGUGAAUGAUGAUGAUGACAAAGACGAGAAUACUGACGACCUUGCUCUCUUGCAGGAUCGAUUCGCAGAGCUACCAGUCCAUGAGGCAUGCUACCAUUCGUCCUCCACUUCUGUGGAAGAUCUCAUGGCCAGCAUUCACCAACAGGCCUCGUCUAACGACUGGGCAGGUCCAUUUGGUGCCACGCCCUUUCACAUUAUCGCCGCUUCAGCAACACAGCCCAUUGAUAUGUUUCAAGUACUAUUGGAUCACAUUCCUUUUGGUGUCUUGUCCCAAAAGGAUUGCAAUGGCAAUACCAUGAUGGACUAUUUGUUGCAAAAUCGACUGUCUACGUCGAUUCUGCUGAUCCGAAUGGUCCUACACAAGACAUUGGUGGAUGGAAUGGCAUCCUGGGGUAAUGAGUGUUGGCAAGCAUCCCUCCGAACCUUGAUCGAAUCACGAUCGUGGGGUACAGCACAGAAAACAAAAAUGCAAGCAUUGCAGCAAGUCAUCCAACGCCUAGAAUCUUAUGCAAGAGUUGAAAUGAAAUCCUUGUUGGAGCUUACUGUAUGGAAGUCCAAACUAAUGGACGACGACGACUCGGUCAGUAGCAUGGAACCAAUCGAUCGACGCAACUGUCGCUUGCUCUGCGGCGCAAACGUUGUCAAAGCAAACGUCCUUGCCUACCUUUGGGAUGAGAAUAAUGUCAAUCCAAUGACAUCUGUAGCACUAUCCAUGUUCCCAUACGAUGUGUCGUGGAUGUCUGACUGCAAUCACUGCCAUCAUUAA